Messenger RNA from Varanus komodoensis (Komodo dragon), 1506 nucleotides. RefSeq names its product WASP family member 3 (gene WASF3). NCBI's taxonomy places the organism in Eukaryota, Metazoa, Chordata, Lepidosauria, Squamata, Varanidae. Gene Ontology annotation, biological process: actin cytoskeleton organization; positive regulation of Arp2/3 complex-mediated actin nucleation. Gene Ontology annotation, cellular component: SCAR complex; cytoskeleton. Gene Ontology annotation, molecular function: actin binding; Arp2/3 complex binding; protein kinase A regulatory subunit binding. The transcript has 8 exons. Bases 1 to 1506 code for a protein of 501 amino acids. The record is from RefSeq and is a predicted model, not a curated record.
AUGCCAUUAGUUAAAAGAAACAUUGAACCUCGGCAUCUUUGCCGAGGAGCUCUGCCUGAAGGAAUUACUAGUGAAUUAGAAUGUGUAACCAAUAGUACCCUUGCUGCAAUUAUACGCCAGCUUAGCAGCCUAAGCAAGCAUGCUGAAGACAUAUUUGGUGAGCUGUUUAAUGAAGCCAACAACUUCUACAUAAGAGCAAAUUCCCUUCAAGACAGAAUUGACCGACUUGCUGUCAAAGUUACCCAGUUGGAUUCAACUGUGGAAGAAGUCUCAUUACAGGAUAUCAACAUGAAAAAAGCCUUCAGAAGUUCUACAAUACAGGACCAGCAGGUGGUUUCAAAGACCAGCAUUCCCAAUCCUAUAGCUGAUAUUUAUAAUCGGAGUGACAAACCUCCUCCAUUGAAUAUUCUUACUUCAUAUAGAGAUGAUAAAAAAGAUGGAUUAAAGUUCUAUACUGAUCCAUCUUAUUUCUUUGAUCUCUGGAAAGAGAAAAUGUUACAAGAUACAGAAGACAAAAGAAAAGAGAAGAGACGACAAAAGGAGCAAAAGCGUAUAGAUGGCACAGCUCGCGAGGUGAAAAAGGUUAGAAAAGCAAGGAACAGGCGCCAGGAGUGGAAUAUGAUGGCAUAUGAUAAAGAGCUUAGACCAGACAACAGGUUGUCUCAAAAUCUAUACCACGGAGCAUCAUCCGAGGGAUCUCUGUCCCCUGAUACUAGAUCUCAUGCUUCAGAUGUUACCGCUUACUCAUAUCCUGCGACUCCAAAUCAUUCCCAUCAGCAGCCAAUGAUGCCUUCAUAUGGAGCAGGAGAUGUCCCUCAGUACAUACUUGCAAGUCAGGGCCACGAACAUGAAUAUAGGCCACCUUCUACAACAGUGCGGCAUGCUACUUUGAACAGACCGCAGCAACCACCCCCACCCCCACCCCAAGCUUUAGACGGACCCUUUGGCACUGUAGCACGGGUACCAGCUGAUUAUGGGAUGCUUGCAGCUCAGAUGGUGGAUUAUUUCAAUCCUUCAGGACCCCCGCCGCCUCCCCCUCCACCCAUGAUUCCUUCUGCACAGACUGCUUUUGUUAGUCCUCUCCAAAUCCCUGUGCUACCUUCCCAUCCUGGACUAGUGACUGGAUCUAUGUAUUCUGCUGCACUUCAUCCUCCUUCUACUGGGCUUGUUGUUACAGCUCCCCCUCCUCCAGGCCCGCCUCCUCCCCCUCCAGGCCCUCCUGCUGCAGGAUCCUCUCUCUCCUCCUCUCCGAUGCAUGCUCCUGCAGUGGCUGAGACAAAACGACAUGAGCCCCCCCAGUCGCCCAUCAGUGAUGCUCGAAGUGAUCUUCUGGCUGCUAUUCGGAUGGGAAUCCAGUUGAAAAAAGUACAAGAGCAGCGUGAACAGGAAGCUAAGCGUGAGCCAGUUGGAAAUGAUGUGGCCACAAUUCUUUCUAGGCGUAUUGCUGUGGAGUAUAGCGACUCGGAUGAUGAUUCAGAAUGUGAAGAAAAUGACUGGUCAGACUGA